This is a messenger RNA of Saccharomycodes ludwigii, 3027 nucleotides long. RefSeq names its product Swp82p (gene SWP82). The record is from RefSeq and is a predicted model, not a curated record. Bases 1 to 3027 code for a protein of 1008 amino acids. The transcript has a single exon. Lineage: Eukaryota; Fungi; Ascomycota; Saccharomycetes; Saccharomycodales; Saccharomycodaceae.
AUGACGAUAUAUCGAACAGUAGAAACUGACAACCAUAAUUUAUAUUUGUUGAAACAAGCUAUAUUUUAUCUAUCUAAUAAAAAUGACUAUCAGUGCGGUGAAUUAAACGAAUUUCCUUUAAAAAUACCACUACCACCAGCAAACUAUUGCGAGUAUAUUUCAUCGCCUGAUUCUUUAAUUUCAUCAUAUAAAUUAAAUAUUGUUGAUAAUGAAGGUGAAACAAAAAUAGAUUCAUUUGGAUACCUAUUGAAUGAAAGAAAAUAUAAUAUCACCACCUUCACUCUCCCACAAUAUAAAAAACAUAAAAAUGAAAAUACUUCUAUUAACAAUAACAUUAUCCAACAAACAAAAGAAGAAGAGGGGGAGGAGCAUGAAGAUGGGAAAGUGAAAGAUAGAACUUUAUACAUUUUGUUAAAGGAUUUAUAUUCAUUGCUAGGAAACUUACCUACAAGAGGAGACAAAGAAGAGGAUUGGGUUCAGAAAUUUAAUAACGUUUAUCCUGAAAUUAGAACAUUUAAUCUUUCAAAAUUAAUCAAUAGUUCGGCAUAUACGGAUUUUUUUUUAAAAAAGCUUAAUAUUGGCAGAGAUCCUGGUAACAUUUUGAAGGAAGAAGAUUGUAUAAUAAUUCAUGCUAAAGCUGCUUUUGUUAGGUUUGGUGCUUUAUUGGUAAAUUCUGGCAUUCGGAUUAUAGAUGAUUAUUGGGAUUUAACUGCUAAGGAUCAAGGGUUUACUUACCAAAACCGUGUUUUUCCGAUUGCUUUGGACAUAGUUAAAAAGGCAAAAAAAAUAUUAUUUAUCAAUCCUAAUGAUACCAAGACUUUGGAAGAAAAGGGAGAUACUGAAUUUAAUUUUUCUGACAUUAAAACAGACGAUCAUUUUGAAAACCCAUACUUGACCGUUAUUGAACAGCCUUCUAUGGAAUUGAAAAGGGCCUACAACAAUUUUCAACAGCAAUAUGUGCAUUACCAAAACAUAUAUGAUUUUUAUAGUGCCGAUGAUAAUGCUUAUAAUCAUAUACCUACUAUGAAAGAAAUACAACAGAAACAGGAAGAAGAACAAAAUAAAACUUAUGUCAUGGAAAACUUUAAUGAUAAUGGUGAUAAUACUAAUAGUUAUUACAAUAAUGCCAUCUUAGAUAAAAGAAAAAAGUCUAGAAGUGGAGUUAAUAUAGGUUACGGAAAUAAUGAAGAUCUGGAUAGUUCUAGUACCCAUUUAAAAAAUAAUGCAACAAAUAAUGGUUUAUAUUACACAACUGAUCGUAUCAAUGAAACUCUAUCUUCUUUAAGACACCUUAUUGUACCAGGGCAGAAUAUCACGGGUUCUUUAGAACUAAGUGCAAAUUUUAAAGUACCUAAGUACUAUAGUAAGUUAUCCUUUUUGCAAACCGGCAGUAACAAUAUGGAUAGUCCUAUUGGUACAAAUGUUCGAGAUGACCUACACGAGUCUGUAAAUACACCUAUUCAUAAUAAUGGGUGCAAUGGCACUACUACCAGCCAUAAGAGAUUAUUAGCUGAUUUAUUGCCCGAACAGAAUUAUAGUUCUAGAAGUAUAUCAGGCAUGGAGAAGGGACCCAAUAUCUUAAAAAUGUUUACUGAUAAAGCAGAUACACUUAAAUCCAAUGAGUUAAAUAUAAACGGUUGGAAAUUUGAAACUUUGCCUUUAAGAUCCAAAAUGAACAAGAAACUUCUAAGUACUGUCGGUAUAGAUGGAGAAGAACAGAAAUAUUCCGCUAGAGGGCUACCGAUAUUUAAUAAUGAACUUCAAUUGGUUAAUAGGUUAAGAAAGUUGACCCCUUUGCAAAUUAGGGAUUUAGAACGUGAACAUGAUUCAGUUCAAUUUAACAAGGGCGUCAACAUAAUAGCUGGGAUUAGAGAAACGAAAUGGAAAAAAUAUUGGAUAUUUAAAGCUGGUUUGCCUAUUAUUAAAACAAAUAACAUCAAAGAUUCCAAUUAUUAUUAUUAUUAUUAUGGCGAUGAUUUGAUGAAUAAAGGUGACAUUAGCAGUUCUAAAGGGAACUUGCUUUUAUCAGGCAAUGUUAAAAUUAAUGGAGCAACAAUCAAGAAAAAAAAAAGGGCUUAUCACAAUCCAUGGACUAACAGAGGUAGGGGGAGAGGACGUGGGCGAGGACGUGGGAGAGGACGUGGUAGAGGCGGUUAUAUGACAUCACGUACUGUAAUAACUAAAGUUGAGGAUAAAGAUAUGGAUGCAAGUACUGAUAACUUUGGGACUAGUGAUUCUCUUUCUAAACAUGCGAAUAAGGAUAAUACUACCAUUAUGGCAACUGCUAAUGACAAUAGGAUUAGUAAUGUCAAUCCUAUGGAAUUUCCUAAGGAUAAUAUGUCUACUGAUACUCCUUCUCAAGGCGUUACCACAUUGUCAAUAGAGGGAGGUAGUAAUGAUAUAGAAGGGGUGAAAAAAGACUUGGAUCGAAAUUCUAAACUCAUGCAAGAGGUGAACAAAGACAAAAUGGAAGAUGGGUUAAAACAAGAAAAGACCAAUGAUAAUGUAUAUGAAGAUGAUCUACACCAACAAGAAAUAACUCAGAAUGGUGGCGAUGAAAAUCAGGAAGUGGAUGAGGAUGGAGAAGAUGAAGAAGAUUCUGUCGAAGACACGGCGGAUGAUGUAGAGGAAAUGGAGGAAAAUGAUGUAGCAGAUGAUGAGCAAGAGAAUAAUAAGGAUAAUAGUGUUCAAUCUCCGGUAACACCAUAUACGCCCAUUGAAUCUAAAAAUGAUGAGAAAACCGAGAAUAGGAGUCUGGAUAUGCAUAAAGCUGAGAAUGUUGAAUUGUUGGAAACCUCUUCUAAAAACAAAAAUAUUCUAAAAACAAACAAAGAAUGGCAUAAUUAUAUAUUUAAAGAAUAUUUACCUAAUGUAAUUUAUAAACAAGAAGAAAUAAUGAAUUCUCAAUACGAUGCUGGUAGAAACUGUGAUAUAUUAACUAUCCGAAAAAGGAUACCGACGGUCAAUAAGCUUGGAAAUGGGAACAUCACAGGUUUUAGUCCACCUUAUGCAAAUGGUUCUGAAUAA